Molecule: messenger RNA, 2336 nt
Organism: Coffea arabica (coffee)
Lineage: Eukaryota; Viridiplantae; Streptophyta; Magnoliopsida; Gentianales; Rubiaceae
Source: RefSeq, a predicted model, not a curated record
UUCCAUUCACUCCCGCCCUAACUAUCUGUCGAUUCUGAUACAAAUAAUAGUAGUAUCUAUUAAAUCAAUGGGGUAUAGAGGAAAGUUGGGAUUUUUUUUUUUGGGUUGGAAACCUUUUUAUAUUUCUUUUUCUUUUUUGUUAAUUUUAGAGCUUCAACUGAGAAAAGAGCAAAGCUACAUGGAGUUUUUGCUAGUGCACCCCCCCCCCCCCAACACGCAUACCAAAAAAAAAAACCCUCUACCAUAAUUUGUAUCGUUUUUGAGUUUCUACAUUUAGUUGGCACUUGUGAGUUGGAGUUGAUUGAUAAGGACUUCUGGAACUGGGGCAAAGGCAUGUCAUAAUCGCGAAAGAUCUUAUCUUGGAUGGAAUGAACGGGGUGCAAAUUCAAUCUACUGAUUAUCCAGAGUACAAAUUGUUGUGGGACUCCAUUGCAUCUAUGCUGAAAACAUCGAUACUGGAAGGGAAAGAAUGUGUAUUUUUAUUAAGCAUGAUCACAGCUGCUAGGUUUCAGUGUGUCCCCAGAUUGUAAAAGGUUUACCAUGUACAGAAGCUCCAGAUUGUAAAAGGUUUACUAUGUACAGAAGCUUACAUUUGAGGGGAUCAUCUACCAUGUAGUAUACCACAUUUGUGGUAUCUGAUGGUUUUUUUUUUUUUUUUUUUCUUAAGCAUUCACUUAAUUGCAAGGACAACAGGAUGGCUUGACUUGUGCAAGGAUUUGGUUCCUGGGUACGGGCAUUAGAUUGAACUAGUAAUGUUAGUUAUCCUCUUUCUGACAUGUCAAACAGACCAAUAGGAAUGUAAGAUUACUGAUUUUGACUAGAAGAGGUCGAUACAAGUUUCUAGAUAGACUGAUUGGGCAUUUUUUUGUCUUUGAAAUGGUCACGGUAUUCAUUCUUUUGCUCCUUCUUCUUGUUUUACUUUUGCUUUGAGUCCUAAUUUUCUCCUUUUAUUUUCUAGUUUCUAUAGGAAGUUACAUCAUUUUUUUCAGGACACACCUCAUUUCUUGAGGUUCAAGUGGAAGUAUAUUGCAGCUUUGUUUGACCAAUCGAUAUUCUGAUCUUUCAUCGUCUGUGUAAUUGUUUUCCUCACUAAAACUAGGCUAUGAAAAUGCAUGUUAUUUGCUUAUAUUGCAGACUUUCAUUUACGCAGGACAUAUUAAACGCAGGAUAGUUAUUUGAGAGAGCUAUCAGGGCAUCUAAAUGAUGACACUGUCUGGAUUAACUGGUUGCCCCUUAAGAUAUAAGCUUCAGAUACCUGCCUGCAGUCCAGUGUAUCGAGAACGAGCUUCAUUGUCUUCCCCUGUUCAAUCUGUGGAAUUUUUCUGUAAGCAAAGAGGUAGUAGUAACUGGGCUACUUCCACACAGAGAUGUGGGCUACGAAGAAUUCCUUUAGUGAGGUGUACAAUGGAUGCUUCAUCCUAUGGUGAUGCAGCCAAUGGUUCUAGUGCUAUCUUUCCCAGAAUCAAUGUUAGGGAUCCAUACAAACUACUUGGAAUCAGUAGGGAAGCUUCUGCAGAUGAAAUUCAAAGUGCAAGGAUCUUCCUAAUACAGAGAUAUGGUGACCAUAAGCCAAGUGUGGAUGCAAUUGAAUCAGCCCAUAACAAGAUAAUUAUGCAAAAGUUUAAUGAAAGGAAGAACCCAAAACUCAACAUUAAGAAAAAGUUUAGGGAGAUAACUCAAUCUCGGUAUGUGCAGGCUGUGACAAGCAGGUUCCGAACUCCUCCCACAAGUCUCAUCAUUAAGACUUCAAUCACAUUUGUACUUCUUGGAGUUCUUACGGUGCUCUUUCCUACCGAAGAAGGUCCGACAGUUCAGGUUGCUCUUUCCCUAAUCAUUACCAUGUAUCUCAUAUAUGAUCGGCUGAAGAGCAAACUUUGGGCUUUUGCUUAUGGGGCUGGAACUUUUGUUCUCUCCUGGUUUGUGGGGACAUUCUUGAUGGUUUCUGUGAUCCCACCUAUAUUCAAAGGACUAAGAAGUUUGGAAGUGACGACUUCAUUGAUAAGCUAUGUCUUCCUAUGGAUUGCUUCUACUUACCUUAGAUAGCGCUGACUUUGAAACAACUUCACAAUUUUGUCAGGGAAAAAGUAUCUUAGUUUUUUAUGUGAUUCUUUGGUUUGGAUUUUAAAAUAUACUAGUUCCAUUUAGUGAAUGAGUAGAGAAUGGAAAAUUUCUUGUUUGUUGAAUUCUGAAACACUUGUAAUUCUUCACUUACCACCACUUCUUGAUUGAUGAGCGCCAAGCAGUUAUGAGAUCAUUUCUGCUGUUGAAAUUCUUGAUCCCGUGACAAUGCAGUCAAUGGUUUAGAUUUAUCAAGAAAUUGGAUUGAUGCAGCUUAA